AUGCCCAAGCUCUCCCGCAGCGGCACCUCCGAGUCGGCCACCAACAGUGCCACUCCCCGCUCCCCCACCGACGGCGGCGUGCCGGCGUCCCUGGCCGACCCGAGCCUGCCCCUGCCGCGGCUCAUGGUCUUCGACCUCGACUACACGCUGUGGCCGUACUGGGUGGACACGCACCCGACGCCGCCGCUCAAGGCCAACGCGGCGCACACGGCAGCCACCGACCGCUACGGCGAGUCGUUUGCCUUUUACGACGACGUGCCCUCGAUCCUGCAGCACCUGCCGCGGGGCGCCUCGGCGCCGAUCAAGCUGGGCGUCGCCUCGCGCACCUCGGCGACGGCGAUUGCGCGGGACCUGCUCAAGAUGCUGCACGUGCCGGGCCAGAAGGCGCCGCGCCGCGCCGGCGACGUGUUUGACGCGGGCAUGGAGAUUUACCCGGGCAGCAAGAUACGGCACUUUGAGACGCUGCAGAGGCGCACGGGCGUGGCGUACGAGGACAUGCUCUUCUUCGACGACGAGAGCAGGAACUUGGAGACGGAGAAGCUCGGGCUGACAAUGAGGCUGGUGCGCGACGGCGUGUCGUGGGCCGAGAUUGAAAAGGGCGUCGAGGAGUGGCGCAAGAGAAGGGGACACAAGAAUAACUAG
Messenger RNA from Cordyceps militaris CM01, 642 nucleotides. RefSeq names its product magnesium dependent phosphatase. NCBI's taxonomy places the organism in Eukaryota, Fungi, Ascomycota, Sordariomycetes, Hypocreales, Cordycipitaceae. The record is from RefSeq and is a predicted model, not a curated record. Bases 1 to 642 code for a protein of 213 amino acids. Gene Ontology annotation, molecular function: acid phosphatase activity. The transcript has a single exon.